Molecule: messenger RNA, 1659 nt
Organism: Amyelois transitella
Lineage: Eukaryota; Metazoa; Arthropoda; Insecta; Lepidoptera; Pyralidae
Exons: 8
Coding region: 1-1659 (552 amino acids)
Source: RefSeq, a predicted model, not a curated record
AUGGCGAAAAAUGAGACCGAACCAGAAAGCAUGAUCUCCCACGGCUACUUCCAAGGACACCCGUGCCAGCUGCCUGCCAGCAAACUGUCAGUUUAUACGAUCAAGUGCUCCAAGCUUAGGCUACGCAUUUUGGACCUCAUCACUGUUAAUAUGGAUGAUAUAAGAGCUAGAAAUUUAUACAAAUCCUACGCUGGUCUCAGUGCAGAGAGAUACCGCCAGCACAUGAACUACCCUUCCACCAUACAUCCUUACAGUAAACUCAGGCUGUGGAUAGAGAUCGUCUUCGUCAUGUCUAUGAUACUCUCUCACACACUGUUAGCGUUGCAUUUCAGCGAACAGAAUCCUUACAACCACGACCGUUUAAUGUAUUUAACGGAUUUCGUGAACAUCUUGAACAUAUUCGUCAACUUCUUCACGGGUUACAUCGAAGGCUACACAAACCAAGUGGCCGUUUUGGACAUAUUCAAAAUAUUCUGCCACUACGCCCGCAAUUGGAUGUGUUUUGAUAUGCUAUCGGCUAUAAGUUUUAUACCGGCUUUGUUUGACAUCAGAGACGUAUCAAUUGUAUGUCCCCUUGUUGCGAUGAAGAUCUUCAGGGUGCCUAUACUGAUUAUUUAUCUCAAAAAUAUUAUGACGGCUAAAAGAUCCAGUUUCGCAACCAAAACGGUAGCCGAAGUGCUCACUAUGAUAUACUUGUACCUGAUUUGGAACGUGUUCUUCCAAUUUGCCGUGAUCUACGUCAGCGAGGGUUCCUACACUCCUGAGAACCCUGCAAAUUGCAGCUGGAUUAGCAAAGCCCGACUCUGGAAUGAGACUGCUAGCCUUAGGUUCAUCUUCGCUUUUGAUAGAGCUGUGAGCAUGUUCAGAAAGAACCACAUAGAAAGUCAGCAAAUACACAGACCCACGGAAUGUGUGGAAAUUUUCUUUGUAAUGUCUUGGUUUAUUACGGAGUUUUUACUGAUACACUGCGCGUUAAAAUACAUAAUGUCAAUGCUGGGCACCGAGGCGGCUAAGGCUAAAUACUUCACGAUGAUAAAGCAAGUAGAAAUGUACAUGAACCAGAGGAAAUUUCCACCGAGGAUCAAGAAGAAAAUUCUCAAGUUCUACGCUUUGAGAUUUCAGUCUAGUUUUUUUGAGGAAUACCGCAUGUUGAGCUGCGUCUCCGGUCAACUCCGUGGUGACAUCAUCAUGCACACUGGAGGCGAACUGGUUAGAGAGAUGGAGUUCCUAAAGCAGCUGCCGGGUUCGCUACACCUCCAGAUCUGUAUGAAACUGAAGCUGGUUAUAUUUAUUGCUGGCGACAUCAUUUUCAAGAUCAACACUAUCGGUGACUGCCUCUACUUUAUCCACAAGGGAACUGUUGCCAUUUACUCGGAAUCCGGUCGAGAAGUAUGUCAUUUGGAGGACGGAGAUUUCUUCGGCGAAAUAGCUUUAGUGAGAAAGCACAAGUUUCGAACGGCCUCCAGUAUUGCAGUCACAAAUUGCGAGUUGUUUAGACUUGACAAACAAGAUUUUGAAGGAUCUGUGGCGUGUUACCCGACUGUUUAUGAAUAUUUCAAGAACUUGGCCAAUAAAAGGUAUGAGAGAACUUGCGUGUUGAACGAACAUCAUAAGUCGGAGUUACGAGUCAUUAGCAAAGCCGAGGAAAGUCACAAGUGA